Alternaria ventricosa is the source of this 1353-nucleotide messenger RNA. RefSeq lists its product as uncharacterized. The transcript has a single exon. NCBI's taxonomy places the organism in Eukaryota, Fungi, Ascomycota, Dothideomycetes, Pleosporales, Pleosporaceae. The coding region runs from base 1 to 1353 and encodes 450 amino acids. The record is from RefSeq and is a predicted model, not a curated record.
AUGGACCGAAACGCUUUCUUCAAAGACAUGGACACCGUCGCCCGACCACCUGCGUUCGAACGCCCUCGAGCUUCUUCAAACCCUGUAUUCUCAACAUCAACAGUCCAUGGGACGCACUAUAUCGACAGGACCAGCGGGAAACGCGUUUACAUGGACUUGAACCUUCAAACAUUCUCGAAGCCCAAGGGUGAAGAAUGGUACUCCCACAUGUACGCCAACGUCAACACAGACAAGAUCGUAUGGCAGGGUACCUACGAGGAUAUAUACCCCAGCUCGGACGAGGUCUCCUCUGCUGAGGGGUACGCACUUUUGUGUAGUUACAGCUUCAUGGACGAAGCAAUGUCCACGAUAUCUGUUCCUGGGUCGCCGCCAGCGUUCAAGAGGCCAACCCCUCAAGGCUUCCCACUCAUAAUUGCGCCCGACUCUGGCUACCAUUUCAGCGAUGAACAUGCGGAACGUGCUCCCGAGCAACAAUACGAGCCCGCUUUCCAGGCCAUCGCGACGAUGAACCCUGAUACCCGCUUCAACGACGUGGACGUUGUGAUCAACCGGACCACGAUGCUGAACCUUAUGAAAUGCGUCAAAAACGCUUCCUUCCAAGCGUUUCAUCUUGAUCUCGACUUCGAGCAAAACACCCUCUUCAUCGGAAGGAAAGUACGCAACGCAAAAGUCAGGUCCGCUACCAACACCUACGGUCGUAACUUCGAAGGCGCCCUCACAGAUUCCGAGGUUCACGGUGCAACGAGCCAUCAUCGCUUACUCAAGUACAAGCUAGGUAGCCUCACCAUCGUUGUGCGCCAUGAGGCCGACGCAUACGGCCCCACGAUCGAGUCGCCGCGCGACCCCGAUGCACCACCGAGUACUCUUCCUACCUUUGUUCCUGGUGGGCACGACGUUGAAAUCACCCAGCACGGAGGCCCGCAGAAGACUACUGUUCUUAUUCAGGGUAAGGUGGUGCCCCAAUACCAGAUCCUGGAGCUGAAGAGUAAUGCAAGUUCGCGACCCAUUGAUCAGAUGUGGUUUGGCAGAACUCCUACUUGCUGUCUCGGUGGGAAGCACAACACACACUUUGACGGAACAUACAGGCAGAAGGACAUUCGAAUAAAGGACGUCACUCAAGCUGGGAACAAGUCAGACAGCUUCAAGGGUUUCGAGAAGUGGGAGAAGGGUAACCAAGAGGCGCUGCAGAAGGUUGUAGCACUGCUCCAGCUGUUGCGAAAGACCGUUGGGGAGGGUACCGAGCAUCGGUCCGCAGUGUUCGUGGUAAUGGGCAGUGACGAUAUGAAGGUGUAUGAGACGAAGGAGAGGACUGGAGCAUUACCCCAGGAGAUUGUAGAGCGGUUCUGGGAUUAG